Messenger RNA from Dufourea novaeangliae, 1870 nucleotides. Its product is annotated as nucleoplasmin-like protein. Gene Ontology annotation, molecular function: histone binding; chromatin binding; RNA binding. Gene Ontology annotation, cellular component: nucleoplasm; cytoplasm; nucleolus. Gene Ontology annotation, biological process: chromatin remodeling. The record is from RefSeq and is a predicted model, not a curated record. The coding region runs from base 147 to 683 and encodes 178 amino acids. Lineage: Eukaryota; Metazoa; Arthropoda; Insecta; Hymenoptera; Halictidae. The transcript is spliced from 5 exons.
UCUAACACGUGCGACCACUGUUCUCGCGCAGUGACCGUUGUGCGCGCGGCGUCUUUAGCUUCUCCACUCUCGUUCGGCACGCACUCUACAACGGGGUCCCUCUACAAGUCCACUAACGGGAAUCUUUUAAUAUCAGACCGAUCGUCAUGGCAGAGGAAUAUCUUUACGGAAUCACUCUCGAAGGAGCCAACUCCAGCGAGGUAUGGGAUCCAGAGCACAAGAACGACGACGCAGACGGCACGAACCAACAUUUUGGGGCCGAUCAGAAGCUUAUUAUAAAAAUGGCACUUUUAGGACCAGAGGCUAAACCCGGAGAACUCAAUGUACUACAGGUUGAAGCAAUGGGACUGAAGGGACCGAUUAAAACACCAAUUGCUCUGUUGGAAAUGGGAAAAACAGCACAGAUUAUUCUAGAUCUCAGUUUUCCUGACCCUCCAGUCACAUUCACUUUGGUUAAAGGCAGUGGCCCUGUUCACAUAGUAGGACAUAAUCUUCUUGGUACACAUAUGGAAGAGUUUGAUGAUAUGGAUGAUGAAAUGGAGGAGGAGAACAUUGAAGAUGAUGAUGAUGACAAGGAGCCAGAAGACGAAGAAGAUGACGAAGAUGAACCCAAGAAGAAGGUUGCCAAAUUAACAACUGCAGCCAAAUACAAAAAUCAAGCUAAUAAGAACAAGAAAAAAUAAGCACGAGCCUUAAUAUUACGGAAAUACAACAAACUUUUAAGUUAGGAUAAUAAGCGUAAGUCCAUCAUUAUCAUCCGCAUUUAUGCGAAUCUAGUAUCGUUUCAUCAGAUUAUCAGACGAAAGCGUUGCCUUCCACGUUUCUACGACACAACUGGACCAAUAAAAAGCUAUAAGAAUUCUUACAUCACAUAGCUUGAUCGAAAUACGAUCACGUUUGAUUGGUCUAUGGACACUACAUUUUAAUUGAGUAGUAACAUAACUUUUAUCAAGAAAGAAAUUCGUAUCUGUUUUAACUCUAUCACUGUUUUUAGUCUACAAGACCCUGUUUAAUCAAACAUCUCUUGACAUGCCUUAGAAGAAUGGCCUUGAAAAAAGUAUUAGACAAACUCUAUGGGGUAUUACGCAAUGUGAAUCAAAAAUUAUUUUUUUGACAAAAUUUUAUGGAGUUGGAAGUUCGGGGGGCAUUCUUCUGAGAGCUGAUCGCACAUAGUAGCUUGUUCCAGCUUGUUGCAAUGGAAUAAACAAAAAAAGAUGUUUCAAAGGAAGAGAUAUGUCUGUAAAAUAUCGAAAGAACAUAACUAUGUAAGGAAGAAUAACAUUUGGUCCAGUUGUUAAUAAAAUCAGUGGAAAGCGCGAAUGGACACACAGUGAGGUGUAACAAUAUUGUUUCCUUUUCCGUCUUCUUCAAUGCCGUGUUCACACAGCGACACUUCCAGUGAUGUGCGAAGGUACACUUAAAUUCUAAUGUAGUCAUGUAAACGCGAUUCAGAAAACGAAUUACUAUGCCCUUUACAACAAGAGAAAAUGUAACAACAAUUGCGAAGACAACGUUCCAGUGUAAUUUAUUAUUUUCGUGUGUACAAGAUGGGGGAAAGGGUAAUAGUCACAAAAACCCUUACACCAGAAUGUUAUUAACGACUGUAAAGAGGGGAAAAAUGAUAAGGUCAGAAUUAAAAGAAAAGAAAGAAACAUUUACGUGUCAUCUCGACAUUCAUUCCAUUUGAUGAAAGAUUACAGAAGAGGGGGUUACAGGUGUACUACACAAUGUGAUGCUCUUAAAUCAGUGUUAUAUGCGGUAAAAGCAUAUGUGAAGCGUGUAUAAAACGCGCCCGUACGAUUGAUAAGUAGUCUGUACACCUAUUUUGUACAUAUACGAUACAAUAAAAAAUUUCACAACUUUUAAUCAG